GCUAGCGUUCUCGGAUGGGCCUCGGUCGGAUUCCUCACCAGGUGCUACCAGCUCGGUCUGCAAAAGAGGAACAUCUUCGAGAACUUCGGAGGUCACGCAAUGCUCAUGGCUGCCUUCGGCGGUGUCGGGUAUUGGGCACACGGGCUCGAGGCAAGGCAAGGGGCCCUAAUUCAAGCAAAGAAGGAACAGAUUCUGAGGAACAGGGAAAGGCUU
Microstroma glucosiphilum is the source of this 213-nucleotide messenger RNA. RefSeq lists its product as hypothetical. The record is from RefSeq and is a predicted model, not a curated record. The transcript has 2 exons. NCBI's taxonomy places the organism in Eukaryota, Fungi, Basidiomycota, Exobasidiomycetes, Microstromatales, Microstromataceae. The annotation marks the transcript as partial.